Molecule: messenger RNA, 1619 nt
Organism: Beta vulgaris subsp. vulgaris (sugar beet)
Lineage: Eukaryota; Viridiplantae; Streptophyta; Magnoliopsida; Caryophyllales; Amaranthaceae
Product: RCC1 domain-containing protein RUG3, mitochondrial
Exons: 6
Coding region: 39-1409 (456 amino acids)
Source: RefSeq, a predicted model, not a curated record
CCCUGAGCCACACUCACUAAACUCAAACACACAACACAAUGACAAAUUCCACCACCCUUACCCGCCGCAUCACCGGCGUUCGAACCUUCUUCUCCUUCAAAUCAUCCACCACAUCCAAACCUUCCACCACCACAACCACCACCCCUAAAAAAACCCCUCUUCUAUGGAAACCCACCGAAUCUUCUUCCUCAAACGACACCAUUUCUCUGCAACUCCUCUCAUGGGGUCGUGGUUCGUCAGGUCAACUAGGCAUAGGAACAGAACAAAUUCGUCUUUACCCAACCCCAGUUUUCUCUCUCCUCGUCCUUCCUUCGUUCCUUCUCUCCCCAUCUUCCGGCUCUCUCUCUCCUCCAUCGCCGCAAAAAUCAAUGGUGGAGGUCGGAAUCUCAUGUGGGUUGUUCCAUUCUGCGGUUUUGAUUGAUGGGCAGGUUUGGGUUUUUGGUAAAGGUGAUGGAGGAAGACUUGGGUUAGGUCAUGAAAACUCGGUUUUUGUGCCUACUUUGAACCCUCUUUUGAGUGGUGUUAAAGGUUUAGCGCUUGGUGGGCUUCAUUCUAUUGCACUUACCUCAGUUGGGCAACUCUUUAGUUGGGGAUAUGGUGGUUUUGGCGCUCUGGGUCAUACAGUUUACACAAGGGAGUUGGUUCCUCGGCUAGUUGAAGGAUCUUGGAAUGAGAAGAUUAAACACAUUGCAACCAGUGGAACACAUACUGCUUCUAUCACUGAAUCAGGUGAGUUAUACACAUGGGGUCGCGAAGAAGGGGACGGUAGAUUAGGUCUUGGUCCUGGACGUGGCCCUGACCAAGCUGGUGGGCUUAGUGUCCCAUGCAAAGUAGAAGCAUUGCCGGUUCCUGUAGCUGCUGUGGCUUGUGGGGGUUUUUUCACAAUGGCACUGACUGAAGAAGGGAAAGUUUGGUGCUGGGGAGCCAAUUCCAACUAUGAGCUAGGAACAGGUGAUAAAGUGGGUGGUUGGCGACCUAGACUGAUUUCUAGCCUUGAAGAAGUGCAUAUAGUUCAAAUAGCUUGUGGAGGAUAUCAUUCUCUAGCUUUGACUGAGGAUGGUAAGGUUCUUUCAUGGGGACAUGGUGGACAUGGUCAGCUGGGUCAUUCUUCUAUUCAGAACCAGAAGGUUCCCACAAUGAUUGACGCUCUGGUUGACGAGCGUGUUAUCUCAAUUGCCUGCGGAGGUUCGACUUCAGCAGCUGUGACAGAGUCAGGGAAGCUAUACAUGUGGGGAAAUGCAAAGGAUUCUCAGUUAGGGGUUCCAGGGUUGCCCGAGAUAAAUCCUUCUCCUGUCGAAGUGAACUUUCUAAUGGAAGAUGAUGGCUUGGGACCCCAUAGUGUUCUAGCUGUUGCCAUCGGUGCAUCUCAUGCCAUGUGUUUAGUUUCAAGAUCAAGCUGCACAGAAUGAGAUAUGAGUUUUGGUGGAUGUUUUAUCUUCAUUACGGAGAGCGCAAUUAUAGGUAAGCAAACGAUCAACCUUGCAAUCGAGCAAAAUGUAAGUAUGUCUAGAUAAUUGAGAGGAGGAAUUGGCAUGGACCACCUUACCAAGUGGAUUUACUAAAAUGUUCCCUCUUCACAUGUUAUGUGGAGAACAUCUAUCCUUUUAAAAUAAACUAAA